Anopheles cruzii is the source of this 2952-nucleotide messenger RNA. Its product is annotated as zinc finger protein 135-like. Gene Ontology annotation, molecular function: RNA polymerase II cis-regulatory region sequence-specific DNA binding; DNA-binding transcription factor activity. The record is from RefSeq and is a predicted model, not a curated record. Gene Ontology annotation, biological process: regulation of transcription by RNA polymerase II. Bases 97 to 2691 code for a protein of 864 amino acids. Lineage: Eukaryota; Metazoa; Arthropoda; Insecta; Diptera; Culicidae. The transcript is spliced from 2 exons.
UCGGUAGCACCAGAUAGCAUCGGAACCAGCCGUCACUACCAGCGGUCGCGGUAAACAACAUCUCACACCCAAUCGAACGCUUUGCCCGGCCCAAAAAUGGUGCACUUUUGUAAACUGUGCCAAUUGCUGCACAAAAAUAUGGAUUUCAUACAGUGCGAUGAGACGAACGCUUGGCUUCUGGAAACGGUGUUUGCAGUGAAAAUUACACCGGUUAAUGGGAGGGUCGAACCUAUCUGCCAAAAAUGCAUUCGCAAGUACAACAAGGUGAUGAAGGAUCUGAAGAAGUCGAACGGUGGCUACCCAGUUUCGCGGCAAAGUUUCGCCGAGCACAAAGUACUCUCCAAUGGAAUCGAAUCAGAUUCGUGCAGCGCGCACGUUGAACAGCAGCAGCCGGCGCCAGGUCUUCUGGUGAACCACACGAUGCGUUCGUCAGACUCAAACCAGUACUUGGUGGACGAAGAAAGCAAGGAGAUCAUGUUUACAGGGACAUUCGAAAGCAAUGUGAAUCACAUGGAAAACAAGGGCUUCUCACUGAACAUUAGUGGCGAUGCCGCGACCGUGUACCGAACGACGUUGGGCGAUACUCACGAAUCGUCGGAGGAUGAUAGUUCCGAUGAAAAAAGCAGUGUGGCGGACGAAGAAGAUGAUGAGGAGGAAACUAGCGACGAAUCGAGUGAAGAAGAUGAUGACGGGGACGAUGACGAUUGCUGCAUCACUGAUGAUACAGAUGAAACCAGCUCGAGCUGCAGUAGCAGCAGCAGCAGUGAAGAUAGUUCUUCCGAAACUGCGACCAGCCUCAAGAUGGAGGACCACAACAUCGUACGACCACCGAACGUCGUAAACGAAGAAGCUACCGCCCUGUACAGCUCGUACCUGGAAGCACCAUUGUUGCAAAACCUUCCCGAAGGCAGUCUUCUACAGUCCGCUGAAGCUGAUGAGGCGCACGAUGUGAAUACCGACGAAGUGGCAAAUUCGCAAGAGAAACCGGUCGAAGGAGACGACUUGGAACCCUUGCAGUUGGCUGAACCGUUAGCUGAAAUCGAAGAAAAUCCGGUCACGAAGGUAGACGCACCAAAGAAACCGAGAAAGCGUAAGAAAGCUCGUAUCCAAAGCACAGCGACGGACCUCCCGGUGAAGAACUACGAGUGCCUCGUGUGCGAAAAGCGGUUUUCAAAGGCGAUCUACUUAAAGGUGCACACACGAACACACACGGGUGAAAAGCCGUAUGCAUGCGAUAUCUGCUUCAAGAGCUUCACGCAGGCAUCCAGCCUGAACACGCACAAGCGCCUGCAUUUCAAUGUGAAACCAUUUGAGUGUGAAAUAUGUAAACAGCAGUACACCAGUGCGGGCAACUACAAAGUUCAUCUCAGGACACACACGCAGGAAAAGCCUUAUGCCUGCAGCUACUGCGAUAAGCGAUUCAGUCAGCAUUCGAGCAAGAAGAUGCAUGAACGUGUGCACAGUCAAGAGAAGCCGUACCCGUGCCAGGUGUGUCUGAAAGCAUUUAGCAACGUGAGCAAUCUGACUGUCCACAUGCGCAUCCACCAGGGCUUGAAACCGUACAAAUGUGAUAAGUGUGAUAAAAGCUUCGCCCAGUCGCAAACGCUGAAGACGCACUACAUCUCGGCGCACACCGAUGUACGCCCGUUCCAGUGUGAUCGCUGUCCAAAGUCGUACGCAACGCUUUCCAAUCUCAAUAACCAUAAACACACACACUUGGAUGAAAAACCCUUCGCUUGCGAGGCAUGUGGAAAACGGUUCACUCAAAAAUCCUCUCUUAAGACACAUUUACUGUCCCACAGCACGGAGCGCCCGUUUCCGUGCGACGACUGCACAAAGUCCUUCAACACCCAGUCGAUGCUGAAUACGCACCGGCGCAACAUGCACUGUACCGAGCGGCCGUAUAGCUGCCCGAAAUGCAGCAAAUCUUACGCACAGGAAACGAGACUGCGGCAGCAUAUGUUCAGCCACGAGGAGAUCAAGCCACACGCGUGCCAGCAGUGCGAUAAAACGUUCACCACGGCUACCAAUCUUCGAAUUCACCAACGCGUUCACUCAGGCGAGAAGCCCUAUCCGUGUCCAACGUGCGGAAAAUGCUUUUCGCAACGAUCAUCCCUGCGCACCCACGAAAUUCUUCAUCUGGCUCCCGAACUGCGUCCGGAUGCGACAAAUACGUGUGUGCCGGCGACUGACGGGCAGCCCGGGCAAAUGACGGAAGCUGGCAAGAAGAGACGUAGCAAAAAGCUCGAAUGUAGCCCGUGCGGAAAGAUCUUCACGGUGCGUAGUCGAUAUCGGAAUCACAUGAAACAGGUGCACCAACGAGUGGACAACGAGGGCGACGAGCGGGGGGCGACGAAAAACAUGAAUGGAUACGCGUAUAACGAGGCGCAGGCUAACGCUAACGGCUUCGAUCGUAAUGCAGGGAUGGCAAUAAGUGCACAAAAUAAUGUGGGCGAGUGCAAUGAAUUGUUUGUGGCAUCCGGUUCCGCUGAAACGUACAUCAUCGAUCACAACAUAUCGGAGCUUACUCCUGAAGCAACAGCAUCCGCAGCAGAAGCAACCGAUGACGACGACGAAAAUGAGGAAAUUGACGACGAGGAAAAUGAAUCGGACAACGAAGAGAAAGUAAAAGCGAACGAUUCAUUGCCCGAACAGUUUUACUGCGGUCGAAUGCUGUCAGAACAGAACUAACUAAUCCGCUAAUUGUAUGUGUCGCUGUUUGUUUAAUGGAAUAAUCAACAACAAAUGUCGAAAUCGGAAGAUCUCUUAGCAAUCGAUAAGCAGAGUUGUUUUAGUGUUGGAACGGAAGGCAUUACAAAUGUAUUUACCGGUACGGAGCACUGCAGUUCUUAAGGCUGAGACCAUCCUUAGUCAAUCACAAAUCUGGUAGCAGAUCAUCGAUCGCGGUCAACUUUGUCUGUGCAGAGUUUUUCUCGAGUCGAUCAAACAUCG